Molecule: messenger RNA, 2240 nt
Organism: Capsicum annuum
Lineage: Eukaryota; Viridiplantae; Streptophyta; Magnoliopsida; Solanales; Solanaceae
Product: RNA polymerase sigma factor sigB
Biological process (GO): regulation of DNA-templated transcription; DNA-templated transcription initiation
Molecular function (GO): DNA-binding transcription factor activity
Source: RefSeq, a predicted model, not a curated record
AUUCCACCUAUCUCACCUUAGGCUAAGUCCUCUUAUCCUUUUAUUUAUCCGAUUCCACUAUAGAACCUCUCUUCUCUCUCCUUGUUCUUAUUCAUUUUCUUUUAAUCCCACUUUCCAAGAUAAGCAUUCGCCAGUGGAUGGAGUUUUUGCUUCAUUGACCAUUUUAUAUAUGCCAUGGUGUGUAAUUAGAUGAGUGACAACUUGACUCCCUUAUAUUAUAUGAAUUGAUAAUAGAAACAUGUCUUUCCUAUUGCCUCAAUUCAAGUGCUUGCCUGAUACUUUUGCCCUUAGCUUCAAAACUCAUCAACAUUCUGCCCCUCAAAUUUUAAAAGGUAGAGAUCCUUUUCAAUUGCGGACUCAGUGCGUCUUAUCAACAACAUCAACAGUGGCAGCUACAGUGCUUGAUAUUGAAAAGCUACAAUUACCAUCUAUCGAAGUUCUUUCAAAUUCAGUUGCGGCAGACAGAGCAUGGAAGCCACCAUCAGAAACUGCCACAACCACAGUAGUAGAUAUACAGAAGCUAAAGUUGAAGUCUUUUGAGGCUCAUUCUGAUUCAGUUGCUCCAGAGAGUCCAUGGAGAUACAGCGAAGGAGUUUCUCUGUCCAAUGAGGUGAACACUAAAGCUGCUUUAGCUACUGAAAAUCUUCUCACGGGUGAAGAAGCUGUAAUAGCUGCUGCUGCUGCUGAAGCAGUUGCUUUGGCAAAAGCCGCAGUAAAGGUUGCAAGAGAUGCUGCCAUGUUAGUCGGCCAUCACAACUCAAAAUACUCAGAUAACACUGUGGCAGGUACUCCAUCCACAGCUGGGAUUACCCUGCUUGACAGGGUUCGUCUGGUUCAACCUUGCGAAACAGGAAGAAACAACAUUGUUGGGGAGCUAAAGGUACGUGAGAUGAGAUGGAGUGGAAGUAAUUCAUCGGGGAACUCACUUAUGGAUUCUGAAGACCUGGAAUCAACACAUGAUGAACUGGAACUUCUUCAAGCAGAGCUUUUAGAUCGCAUAGCUGUUAGAUCUAAGCGUCAAAUUGAACGGAAGGCUAGAAGAGCUAGAGCAGCAGAGAGGGCUGCAGCCAAUGUUGUGUCAGUGAAGUCUGGUUCCACAGGCAGAAAAAAGCGUGCUACAGUACAAGAUGUUGAUUAUUCUGAUCCAUUGCAUUACUUGAGAGGAACAAGUACUUCAAGGCUGCUCACUGCAUCUGAAGAACAUAAGUUAUCAGAUGGAAUACAGGACCUAUUGAAGUUGGAAAGGCUUCAGGACGAGCUUGCAGAGCGCUGUGGGGAGCAGCCCACUUUUGGCCAAUGGGCUGCUGCAGCUGGAGUAGAUCAUAAGACCCUAAGGAAGUGUAUAAACUAUGGCAUUCUUUGUAAAGAUAAAAUGAUUAAGAGCAACAUAAGGCUUGUUAUCUCCAUUGCCAAAAAUUAUCAAGGAGCAGGAAUGAAUCUUCAAGAUUUGGUUCAGGAAGGAUGUCGGGGCCUUGUAAGGGGUGCUAAAAAGUUUGAUGCUUCAAAGGGUUUUAAGUUAACAUAUGCGCAUUGGUGGAUUAAACAGGCUGUUAGGAAGUCCCUUUCUGAUCAGUCCAGGACAAUUCGGUUGCCAUUUCACUUGGUCGAGGCAACUUAUAAAGUCAAGGAAGCAAGAAAGCAAUUAUAUAGUGAAAAUAGUAGACACCCUGACGAGGAGGAAAUUGCUGAAGCAACAGGAUUGUCAAUGAAGAGACUCUCUGCUGUGAUGCUAACUCCUAAAGCUCCAAGAUCACUUGACCAGAAGAUCGGGUUCAACCAAAAUCUCAAACCUUCGGAAGUGAUUGCAGAUCCUGAAGCCGAAACAUCAGAAGAGACGAUGAUUAAGCAGUUCAUGAAACAGGACCUACAGAAGGUCUUAGACACCUUGAAUCCAAGGGAAAGACAAGUCAUUCGGUGGCGAUUUGGAUUGGAGGAUGGAAGGAUGAAGACAUUGCAUGAGAUAGGAGAAUUAAUAGGCGUAAGCCGGGAGAGAAUCAGGCAAAUUGAGUCCAGUGCGUUCCGUAAGUUGAAGAACAAGAAAAGAACAAGACAUUUGCAGCAAUAUAUAACAGCUUGAGGUCUCCAAAGUUAGAAUUCACUUUCUAGCCCGUCGAGUCUUUAUUGUUUUAUAGGAAAUUUGAGGCUCAGGUAAAAGUUGGUUCUUCUAGUUUUUGAUUUAGUUAUUCUUUUUUGGUUCAGAACUUUGCCAGCGUUAUUGUGCAUAAUACAAAAUUUUGGCU